AUCAGAAAAUCGCCGUAAAAACCCUUUCUUUUCUGUUUCCUUUCCUGCUACAACAAACAAUAAUCAAUCACAAAAUCACUCACAACAAAGAAAUGGCAAACAAAGAAAUGGAGGUUGCAAAAGGUGUGGACUUGAAGCGUUACAUGGGUCGAUGGUACGAAAUAGCUUGUUUCCCAUCAAGGUUUCAACCAAGUGAUGGAUGUAACACAAGAGCAACGUACACUCUCAAAGAUGAUGGUACUGUUAAUGUUUUGAAUGAGACUUGGAGUGGUGGAAAAAGAAGUUACAUUGAAGGUAUUGCUUAUAAAGCUGAUCCUAAUAGUGAUGAGGCUAAACUCAAAGUCAAAUUCUAUGUUCCUCCUUUUUUGCCUAUUAUUCCUGUUACUGGUGAUUAUUGGGUUUUACAUCUUGAUGAUGAUUAUAGUUAUGCUCUUAUUGGACAACCUAGCAGGAAUUAUCUUUGGAUAUUAUGCAGGCAACCCCAUUUGGAUGAAGAAAUCUUUAACCAGCUUGUUGAGAAAGCUAAGGGAGAAGGGUAUGAUGUGAGCAAAUUGCGCAAGACUCCACAGAGUGACACUCCACCUGAGCAAGAAGGUCCUGAAGACACCAAAGGUAUUUGGUGGUUCAAAUCCCUUUUUGGGAGAUAGAUCAAUAGGUAUGGAAUGGACGGAAUCAUGUAAUCAGACUGAACAAGUGUUUUAUUUCAUGUCAUGAAUAAAGGUUUCAAGAACUUUUUAGUUUGGAUUUCUAUGUAUCAUGUAUUAUCUGGUUUUGUAUAUAUAGACUAAACUUUAGCAAAGUUGGCGUUUGAUGUUCAAA
Trifolium pratense (red clover) is the source of this 819-nucleotide messenger RNA. RefSeq names its product temperature-induced lipocalin-1-like. The record is from RefSeq and is a predicted model, not a curated record. The coding region runs from base 93 to 647 and encodes 184 amino acids. The transcript is spliced from 3 exons. NCBI's taxonomy places the organism in Eukaryota, Viridiplantae, Streptophyta, Magnoliopsida, Fabales, Fabaceae.